Hermetia illucens (black soldier fly) is the source of this 4050-nucleotide messenger RNA. It is a transcript of the gene Pdzd8, whose product is annotated as PDZ domain-containing protein 8. The transcript is spliced from 9 exons. The record is from RefSeq and is a predicted model, not a curated record. Gene Ontology annotation, molecular function: protein binding; lipid binding. Gene Ontology annotation, biological process: mitochondrial calcium ion homeostasis. The coding region runs from base 333 to 3368 and encodes 1011 amino acids. Gene Ontology annotation, cellular component: mitochondria-associated endoplasmic reticulum membrane contact site. Lineage: Eukaryota; Metazoa; Arthropoda; Insecta; Diptera; Stratiomyidae.
UUCAAGACAUAGAAUUUCCAGUCCGCGGAAAAACUCUGCAAACUUUCAAUGGUUGACACGACAAAGGUAGCUCCUGCCGGUCAGGGAGUGAAAUCCUCUUCUAAUUGAUUGAAAUAAAUUGGGAUUAGCAUUAAAUUACCGCAAAGAGUGAAUAGUGAAAGUGUAAACCACAAUAAUUAGAUAAUGGCAUAGAAGCUGGAACUAGUGCAGUGUGGUGUGCGGUCAGUGGGUGGUUAGUGUCUGUUCAGUCAACCGUUGGCAUAGUAUUUACAUGUGCAGUGUCUGAGGCGAUUCGAUUGUGCGUUGCAUUAUUCGUAACAUAAUAUCGUAAAAUGAAUCUCACAACAUUUCUAUUGUUCGGGCUGAUGUCGCUUGUUAUUGGAGCCGUUCUCAUGAUCCUGCUCCAAUACUACUUCUUCAUCAAAUAUGGUAACCUACCGGAGGAGUCUAUGGAACAGCGGGAUAUUAAUGAAAGAUACAGCCUACCGGACAAUAUACUAAACAACAUAAAAUCAACGGAAACGGAGAGUAAGUCACCUAUUGUGGCCAUCAACCUGGUUAUGCAGUUUCUCUUUCAUGAGUUGAAGAACUCGAAUAAAGUGCGGAAAUGGUUUUAUCGGAAGCUGUCAUUGGAGUUGGACGAACUGAUUUCAAAAACAACAACUGGGAAGUUGUUUGAUAAACUAACCAUUCGUGAUUUAGAUUUGGGAGGUCAAUUUCCUGAAAUAAAAAACCUUCGAGUUCACAACGCUGAUCUACAUGACACAGAAGGUCAUAUUGAAAAUUUAGAUCUACUUUUAGAUUUACAAUAUCGCGGCAAUUUUCGACUAUCCAUCGAUGCAGACAUGGUGCUCGGUAAAAAAGGUUCACUAACACUAAAAGUGAAGUAUCUAUCGGGCCUUGCUCGUCUACAGUUUACUCGCAAACCCUACACGCACUGGUCACUAAGUUUCUUGGGAGAUCCACAAUUGGAGCUUGGAAUCGAAUCUCAAUUUCAGGGCAGGCAAAUGCAAUCGAAUGUUACAAACCUAAUUAUGAAUCAAAUUCGUAAAGCUGUUCGUCGAAAACAUACCCUUCCAAACUACAAAUUGCGCUAUAAACCAUUUUUCCAUAAGACAGAGGACGAUGUUGAUUGUGAGUUUAUUCCCAAUGGAAAACUAGAGGUGAACGUUUCUCAACUGUCGCGUCUUAUGAUUCCAUCAAACACUGAACUCCUUUAUUGCACCUUAACGCUAUCCUCAUUGCCAUGGGUUGAAGCCAGACAACGAGACGACAAAAACGUUAUCAUAUCAACCGACAAAGAAAUCCACAAGGCUAAGAACCAACAGAUUGGAAUUGUUUUCAAGCAGGCCGAUAACAUCGUUUCGAUUGAGGCCGUUUUGCCAAAUACCCCGGCUCUAAAAGCAGGACUGAGAAGAGGAGACGUCCUGAUUUCCAUCGAAGGGAAGCGCGUGAACAAUAUCAAUCAAGUAGCAAAAAUUGUAAAAAGUCUCAACAGACCCGUCCUAACUCUCAGAAUCGAACGCGUCCUUUCAGGGGUCAUAAAAAAUGACGCUAUAUAUGAAGACAACGAAGCAUAUGAAGACUUGGGUAAUUCAAAUGUGAGUUUCUCACGAUCAACGGAAUCAGUGCAACUUAUCGGAACGAAGCAAACCCGAAAAAACUCCACAGAUCGCGGUGGAACCUCUAGUGAAUCCAGCGUAGCCAAUACGCCAACCAACUCACCACGCAAGUCAAAAGGAAACAUAAAAUCAUCCUCAGUAAGUUUGAGCCGAGAAAAUAGUGAAAGUGCGGCACCUGACGAGCAAGGAUCGCUCAGUCGUCAAAGCGCUGCAGGGAAUCGCAAAACUAAUCAAACACCGAACGAAGUACCCAACGAAAUAGAAGUAAUACAACAACAUUCCACAAUCGACUUCCCAGUCGGGAGCUAUGUGAAAGUCGGAGAUUUAUGCACGUUCAAUUUGAGUGAGACCUCAAACUAUAUUAACUUGUGUGUCUAUGGAAGAUCCAAGGAUUUCAACGAGCUUCUGGGUUAUGUGAAUAUACCUGUUCGGAAUAUCAUAGCAGAAUGCAGUGAGACUAGCUUAGGACAUUACGUCAAGUCAUAUUCAUUCACCCCACCAACGACUCCGGAUUUGCAAAAUCACAUCCUCUCGGCACAAUCUGGUUUCGACCCCACUUUAUGCUAUGGCGAUAUUUUACUUUCAUUCGUAUGGAAUGGGAAUCCAACUGUGAUGGUUAACCCAAGUGAGACGGUACCAAAAAGGAGCAAAUCAAUGAGAAGUUCAACUGACAAACUCGAAGAAUCAGAUCGUGCUGAGCCAAGCGGUCCUAAAUCGCAUAAUUUUAUUCGAACCCACUUUCACCGAACCACCCAAUGCGACUAUUGUGGAAAGAAGAUUUGGCUAAAGGACGCUGUUCAGUGUCGAGACUGUUCGAUGUGCUGUCACAAAAAAUGCAUAACAAAAUGCCAAAAUUCUACCGUCUGUGGCCCUGUUGAUUGUUCCAGCAAUACAUCAUCAGGUUCAGGUACUGGAUCCACAAUAUCCACUUCUCAGCCAGAGUUCCGAGUGACCCAGGCGCCUCACAGUGACGAUGCAGAAUCUGAAGAUGGAGAUGAGGUGCAACCGAAACUGGAAGGACAUCGACAAAGCUUUAGUGAUCUCCUAGCACAAGGUCUGAAGCGAGUUAAUUCUGCCAACAACUUAGCUAUUCCAGGGAUAGUCUCGUCGCUGAGUCAAAACAGUCGCAGCCUGCCACCCAGUCCACAACACACCCCCAGAAAACAAUCUCUUGUUAAUCAAAGCACGAACCCCUUUGUGACGGUUACGCAAAGAUUAGAAAUGAUACCAGACGACGUGUUGGAUCUAACAAAGGAGCAAAUAGCUAGCAUAACGGAAUCCUUAAUUGAAUAUUCAAAGGCGGAGGAUAUGAUGAGCUUAGCGAAGAGUUCGAGUAAAGGAUUGUAUGCCGAUUUGGAGCCAAACGAACGAGUCGAAAGGAUAAACAAAUUGCUUACUAAACUCCGUCUAGCACUAGAUAGUGAAACGCAUGCCCACUCAAAUCUUGUAGCUGGGCCAGAAAUCAGCAGCACAUCGAAAACCACUGAAACAUCGUCACCCAGGAAUGAAGCACCUAAAACGUCGAGUGAAGUGAAUAUCUUUCUACAGACCAAGCCACCACCAUCGGCAAAUUCAACACAAGACGAAGAUCCAAACCGGAAGAAAAGCCUAAAAGAAGUUGAACACGAGAUGGCACGUCGAGCUAUUCUCAUCGCACAAUCUGAGGAGCGCGUUCAUGCUUUGAGCGUAAUCAUGCUGUAUCUGUGCACCGGAUUACAGCACGCGCAAGGUGUAGCAAGCCAGUAAGAUGUUUCAGAAGCACGUAUCGGAAUUGAUAGAAAAAUUUAAAGUUAUUUAACGACAAAAUGGUAAUUCCUUCACUAAAACUGAUAGGUUACAACUACAUAUUCUUCGAGAAAGUGAGUCUAAUCGUAUUUUAUCCUAAGGAAGCAGUAGUCUAGUGAUUCUCCGUUACAAAACUGAUCAGUUUCAUAAUCACGCAAAUCUAAAUUUUUCGCUUGAGGUAGAUAUUUUCAUGGCCUCGCACCUUAACUUAAAGACAAACAGAUCUUUCUAUCUAUUUUUCCAAUAGAACUAUCUACGUUUUGUUUUGAAUGGCAAACACCAAAAGGAAAAAGAUAUAACGUUCCACUUGUAACGGACAUUUGAAAUUUUAGAGAGAAUAUCACAUUUUAACUACUAUAAUACAUGGGAAAUUUUUAUCUAAAUGAAAAGAUAUGUAAUUGUUUGAUAAAAUGUUGCCUUUUCAUAUCAAUUAUUUGUGCCGAUUAUAUAACUAUUUUAGUAAUUCAGAUAGUUUGAAUUUCAAUUCACAAAAAAAGCAUAAAGAAAAUGAUACAAUGAAAUUUUAAAUACAAAGAAAAUUUUAAAAUAUUUAAAUAAAGCAUAAUGUGAAGAAGUACUGAAUGUUCCAUUCCAUAAUAAGAUAUAAUAUUAUUAUGAGACAGAAGACAAAAUAUACAAAAUC